UUAAAAGUUUGUUUUAAUGGUGCCGAUAUACGGAUGCUAACCAUAUAUAAUAAAAGCACGAUAUGGUUUCAACAAACAAUAAACUAUUUUAAAUAUUUCGGGAGAGAAACAAAGCAGCGACGAACAAAAGGAACAAGAACAACUAGUUCUUAUAUGGUUAUAAUAAAGAAAAAACACUUUUAUGAUAGUUAAAUUAUGUCGAAUUUUCGGUGGUGACAGUGUGCUGAUAUGAUCUGCUCUACACUGGUUAUGUUCGAGUAUAAUCCUAUGCGGAUUUAAAACACAUUCAUCAUACCCCUCAACUGGCCAAGUAAGUGGUACCAAAACAGAAUUAAAGUCGCGAGGGAGCGCAUAUGAGUUGGUAAAUAAGAAUUAAAAACGCCGAUAAAGCGAACCGAAUGGAACGCCGGCUGCUCCUGCAAUUCGCCGGGGGUUUUUAGGUUUUGGUUAGGACCGCGCUGAAACGUCUCAGUUGGAAGUGAAAUGCGUUUCAACCCCCGUUCGUUCGUCGAGCAGCAGGAGCAGAUGUUUCUGGGUUUUCACAUUCGGUUCCUCUGGCCUAAUGGAACGCGCCAAACACAGUCGGUCAUUGUACGGGUGUACGGGUGUCUUAUGUACAAGUAAAUGGUGUUUUAUGGGGUGGGGCCUCGUAUCGGAGCACGAUCCACUCGACUGCGCGCCGGCGCAGGAAGUGGAGGAAGUUGAGGAGCUGCCGGCUGGAACGGCUCUCCAGAUCAGUCGAGUCGCAGUUGCCGAGGCGAGCGGAUCGUGAACAGUGCUACGAACCCAAAGAAAACCCAAAGUAGUGAAAGAACACCCCUAAGAGGUUGUGGAAUUGCCACCAGUACAGUGCCAACAUGUCUCAGCAUAACUAUACGAACCCGGCCUUCUGCCAGAACAGCGAGUUUUACCCGGUGCCCAGCGGCAACUCGUCGCGAGUGGAGUCCAUCUACAACAGAAGCCUCCAGAUGAACUUUGGAGCGGCUCCUCCGCGCGCCACUCGAGAUCCCCGCGAGGGUCCCCUGCGAAUGCAGCGUAGCAUGUCCACGCGAUCAGUGACGCGGAAACAACACCAGCAGCAGCAGCAGCAGCAACAGCAGAUACAUCAGCAACACCAGCAACACCUGGCUCAGCAGCAGCAACACCAGCCGCCAUCCUCUAGUGGUCGCUAUGCUUUGGUUCCCCUAGAGGAACUGAACAGCAGUAGGGCCAGUAGAUACGCCAUAGUUCCAGGACAGGCGGCCCAGAGGUUGGCCAGAUCACAGGAUAAUCUGGAUCGCUAUGGCUCCAGACAUGGAUUGCACGAAGAGGAGGAGCCGCACUCCUUCCACGAGGAACCCCAUCAGGAGACCCAGUUUGCCAGCUUGCCACCGAUACUUAAUCUGCCGCCCAAGCCCAGGAAUAUUAACAACAACACCAAUCCCAAUCAAACCCAGAUUAAGCACGCUUUUAGUAGCGACUUCGGCAGCAAGACCUUCUUGAUAGUGGAUAAGAAUAGCAACCAGAGGUACCAGAUGGUGCCCACCGCCGAGGACGAGGAGCUGGUGGACGAGAACCAGGAGAUCAUACAGAUGCACAAUGGCCGCGCCCAUCGAUAUGCAGUGGUGCCCACGGAUGCGGACGACGAUGAUCUGGCGGAGGAGCUGGAGCAGCAGGAAACCUGCCUGAGCAACAUGGAAUUGAGCAGGCAGUACGCUGCGAGGACCUCAACGCCGCAGCAAAAGAAUGCAGCUGCCGCCACUAGGGCCUUGCAUGAGCUCCUGACCACGCCCAGGAAGAUGCAGCCGCCUCCGCGAUUGGCGCACUCCACGCCCCGGAACGCCGCGCACCACGAGCAGCUGCAGAUGGAAAGGCGGUUGGAGAUCUACAAAAGCCAACAGAUCUACCAAAGCCAGCAGGUUGGAGCAGUUGUAGGAGUCCCUCCAACAUUGCCCAUUCGCCAGAACCGACUCUCCCCACAGAGACUCCACUACGAGACCGUGAAGCCGCUGCCCAUGCAGAUCGCAGAUCGAUCCAUGGCCGUCAUCAGUCCACGGGUCCAGGAGCAGGGGCAGGAGCAGGAACGGGAACAGGACAUAAGCAGCAUCCAGGGAAAGGGCAAGAAAAACAGCUCCUAUCCGCAGAAAAUGGCCAAUGCCACCAUUACCUUGGCCGUGGUCUCCCUGAUGCUCGUCUUGGGCAGCACCAUGAAUGCAGGGCUCAUCAUCUACAUGAUUGCACACCUCGGAAAGUCCUUUUACCUGCAGUUUAGCCUGGUGGCCUCCUUCUCCGGAAUGGGACUCGGCUUCCUGGGAUUCAAGUCGCGCCACUGCGAGUGGCUGCCGAACAGGAGCUAUAGCUCCGGCUAUAUCCUGGUCACCGUAUUUUGCCUCUUCAAGUCCUGCGGAUUGCUAGUGAUUCUCGUGGUGGAUCCCUUCCCCGGAUUUCCUGUCCAUGAUGUGACCACUGGCGUCAUCCUGGGACUGUCGACCUUCACCAUGUUCUUCAUCGGAUUGGGAGUGCUGGGCAGCUUGUGGUGCCACCGACCUCCGCCAGACAACCGCGUCAACGUGGUCUAAUACCCUGGAAAUAGUUAAUCCUAGACUCUAAUUAGUUGCACCAUCCACUUCGACUUCAAGAACUUGACACACCGAACGGCUAAAAGACCAAAAACAAGAACUAGAUUUAUAAUCAGCGGAAGAUCAUCAUCCCCCAAACGACUGUAUAUAACAAGUGGGUUGUACCUAUUGCUAACUCCUAGUUUGUUUAACUUAUUGUUCACCUUAAUGUAAGCAUGUUACGGAAUAAGAAUAAAAUAAAGGCACGUAGUUACCAGAA
Messenger RNA from Drosophila simulans, 2817 nucleotides. RefSeq names its product putative mediator of RNA polymerase II transcription subunit 26 (gene spdo). The record is from RefSeq and is a predicted model, not a curated record. Lineage: Eukaryota; Metazoa; Arthropoda; Insecta; Diptera; Drosophilidae. The transcript is spliced from 2 exons. The coding region runs from base 858 to 2558 and encodes 566 amino acids.